AUGGCGGACGAGGAGGCCGAGCGGGAGAGGCCGGGCCGCGGCGGCGGCGGCGGCUGCGCGGCGGAGCUGGCGCGCCUGGGCGAGCGGCUGCAGGAGCUGGAGCGCCGGCUGCGGGAGAGCCGGGCGCCGGCCGUGGACGCGGCCACCGAGUACUGCCAGCAGCUGUGCCAGACACUCCUUGAAUAUGCAGAGAAAUGGAAAACUUCAGAAGACCCCUUACCUUUACUGGAGGUAUACACAGUGGCUAUCCAAAGUUAUGUUAGCGCUCGGCCUCACCUUACUUCUGAGUGUGGAAGCGUAGCCUUGGUUCUGGAGCGCUUGGCACUGAGCUGUGUUGAACUGCUGCUAUGCCUACCUGUUGAGUUCUCAGAUACACAGUGGGAACAGUUUCAGACUCUGGUGCAGGUAGCUCAUGAAAAGCUGAUGGAGAAUGGCAGCUGUGAAUUGCAUUUUUUAGCUACUCUAGCUCAAGAGACUGGGGUGUGGAAAAACCCGGUACUAUGCACUAUUCUUUCCCAGGAACCAUUGGAUAAGGAUAAAGUGAAUGAAUUUUUAGCUUUUGAGGGUCCCAUCUUAUUGGAUAUGAGAAUUAAACAUCUCAUCAAAACAAAUCAGUUAAGCCCAGCAACUGCUCUAGCAAAGCUGUGUUCUGACCACCCAGAGAUCGGUUCCAAAGGUAGUUUCAAGCAGACUUACCUUGUCUGUCUUUGCACAUCAUCACCAAAUGAGAAACUAAUCGAAGAGAUUUCAGAGGUGGACUGCAAAGAUGCGCUGGAGAUGAUCUGUAACUUGGAGUCAGAAGGGGAUGAGAAGAGCGCACUUGUUUUAUGCACUGCAUUUUUAUCACGACAGCUUCAGCAGGGAGAGAUGUACUGUGCCUGGGAACUCACUCUGUUUUGGAGUAAAUUACAGCAAAGGGUGGAACCAUCUGUGCAAGUGUACCUGGAGAGGUGCCGUCAGCUCUCUUUGUUAACGAAGACAGUAUAUCACAUUUUCUUCCUGAUUAAAGUUAUUAAUUCAGAGACUGAAGGGGCUGGACUUGCUACCUGCAUAGAACUGUGCGUCAAAGCUCUUCGCCUAGAAUCUACAGAAAAUACAGAAGUGAAAAUAUCAAUUUGCAAGACCAUUUCCUGUUUGCUGCCUGAUGAUCUGGAAGUUAAACGUGCUUGUCAACUGAGUGAAUUUCUCAUUGAGCCUACAGUAGAUGCAUAUUAUGCUGUGGAAAUACUGUACAACCAGCCAGACCAGAAGUAUGAUGAAGAGAAUCUUCCUAUCCCAAAUUCUCUACGUUGUGAACUUUUACUUGUUUUGAAAACUCAGUGGCCCUUUGAUCCGGAAUUCUGGGAUUGGAAGACCUUGAAACGACAGUGUCUUGCACUGAUGGGAGAAGAAGCCUCCAUCGUGUCUUCAAUCGAUGAACUAAAUGACAGUGAAGUAUAUGAGAAAGCAGUCAACUUCCAGGAAGAGACUUCGGUGAGCGGACUUCCUGGGGGAGUCAGUGCCAACCCUAGUCUUCUUAAAGACACUGGCGAUGAAAAGCAGAAGAAGAAGGAGAUAAAAGAGUUGAGAGAGAGGGGAUUCAUAUCUGCCAGGUUUAGAAAUUGGCAAGCCUACAUGCAGUACUGUGUGCUAUGUGACAAAGAAUUCCUUGGACACAGAAUAGUGCGACAUGCUCAGAAACAUUACAAGGAUGGGAUCUACAGUUGCCCUAUAUGUGCAAAGAAUUUUAAUUCUAAAGAAACAUUUGUCCCGCACGUUACACUACAUGUUAAGCAAUCGAGUAAAGAGAGACUAGCAGCUAUGAAACCAUUAAGAAGACUGGGCCGACCUCCAAAGGUCUCAACCACCCAUGAGAAUCAAAAAACUAACUCUGUGAUGAAACAAGAACAGCGGCCUAUAAAAAAGAACAGUCUGUAUUCAACAGACUUCAUAGUGUUUAAUGACAAUGAUGGCUCAGAUGAUGAUAAUGACGACAAAGAUAAACCCUAUGAGCCAGAGGUGAUCCCAGUCCCAAAGCCAUUGCCUGUGAAUGAAUUCAAUUGCCCUGUAACUUUUUGUAAAAAGGGCUUUAAAUACUUUAAAAAUUUAAUUGCUCAUGUAAAGGCACAUAAGGAUAACGAAGAUGCAAAACGCUUUCUUGAAAUGCAAAGCAAAAAGGUCAUCUGCCAGUACUGCAGACGGCAUUUUGUGAGCGUCACUCAUCUGAGCGACCAUUUACAGAUGCACUGUGGCAGUAAACCAUAUAUCUGCAUACAGAUAAAGUGUAAGGCUGGGUUUAAUAGUUACGCAGAGCUUUUAACCCACCGAAAGGAACAUCAGGUCUUCAGAGCAAAGUGCAUGUUUCCUAAAUGUGGCAGAAUUUUUUCCGAAGCUUACUUACUGUAUGACCAUGAAGCUCAGCAUUACAACACCUACACAUGCAGGUUUGCAGGGUGUGGUAAGGUUUACCGUUGUCACAGUGAGCUGGAAAAACACCUGGAGGAUCAUAGUGCCCCUCCAGAAGACCAGCUUGCUGUUGGGGGCAGUGGGAGCGCGAACAUGCAGGAAAAUGCUGGGCAUGAGAUAACAGCACUUCCUACAGAAAAUACUGUUGAAAGUAACUUACCAGGAGGUAGAAAUGAUGAUGGGAAUAAAAGCCAAACAGAGUCAGCUGCAACUAAUCAUGACCAGGUCCCUGCCUCUGAAGUCAGGCAAGCUGAUGGACCACUGUCAGAUGGUUUGGAAAGCCCUGCUGCUGCUGUUCUUCAGGCCAAUGAAGUGGCUGUGUCCAUCAAAGUGUCUCUCAACCAAGGGAUUGAGAAUAACUUUGGGAGGCAAGAAAGCUUAACUGUGAAAGGCUCUGGAGAGUCACCAGUCACACAUUUACAUAAACCAGCUGAAGGUGCUGGUAGUGAUUUGUGUCAUCCAGGUUUCCAAGAGAGAAAAGAACACAGUUGCUUUAGUGAAGCCCAAAUUGCUCAGAAAUCUUUAGUCAAUACAGAAACCCUCAAGAUAGGUGAGUUUAAUCCACAAGACUUAGAAAGACGAGUGAACAGUCUGAUGACAUUUCCUGUGCAGGAUGAAGUGGGAGCUCAGAGCCAUUCGCCAGCUUCCAGGUGUGAGUGUGGGGGUGAUGCAGAAGUGUCCCCCAGCCUCUAUGAUUUACCUCUUAAGACAUUAGAAAGUGUUGCAUUUGUUCCACCACAGCCCAACCUAAGUGAUUCAUUAGGAACUCCGUCAGUGCCUCCAAAAGUGCCAGCUCAGAAGUUCAGCUGCCAGGUUGAGGGAUGUACUCGAACCUACAACUCUUCACAGAGCAUUGGGAAGCACAUGAAGACAGCACAUCCUGACCAAUACGCUGCUUUCAAAAUGCAGCGCAAAGCUAAAAAAGGUCAGAAAUCUAACAACUUAGGUACACCAAAUAAUGAAAAGUUUGUUUAUUUUUUUCCAACACAAGUGAGCAGCCCUAAUAAUGCUUUUUUUACACCACAGACCAAAGCCAGUGGGAACCCUGCUUGUUCAGCUCAGUUGCGGCAUGUCUCGCCUUCCAUUUUUCCAGGUCAUUUAGCAAGUGUGUCAGCUCCAUUGUUGCCCUCAGUGGAAAGCGGCAUAAGUCCCAGUGCACCUUCUCAGGAUAAAAGUGAGUCAGAAGGCGGUCUGUUCUGUGCUCAGAUGGAGGGCUUAGCUCCCACACCUUUGCCUGCACCAGUGGACGAUCUCACCAAAUCAGCUUUGCCUUUGAAUCUUAACAGCAGCUCAGACCCUUUUCUUCCCGUACCUGCAGAAAGCACUUCCCUCUUCCCUCCACCAGCAGACAGUGGAACGAGCGCUAGUUUUUCCCAGUUGGAAAGUAAUGUAAGCUCUUAUACCUCACAGAUGGAAAGAAACACAAACUAUUCCUUUCUAAAGGAAAGCAGUGGUGAAAAUGCAGCUUUUCCUUCACAAGUGGGCAUUACAGGUGACUUCAGCAGCACCAGUGCCCAACAGUCUGCAUCUGAGAAAGUCAAGAAAGAUCGCGGUCGGGGCCCCAAUGGGAAGGAGAGGAAACCCAAGCACAACAAGAGGGCUAAGUGGCCUGCUAUCAUCCGAGACGGGAAGUUCAUCUGCAGCAGGUGUUACAGGUCUUUCACUAACCCCAGGUCACUGGGUGGACACUUAUCUAAGAGGUCUUACUGCAAACCACUGGAUGGAGCAGAAAUUGCUCAAGAACUUCUGCAGAAUAAUGGACAGCCUUCCCUGCUGGCCAGCAUGAUUCUUUCCACAAAUGCAGUGAAUUUGCAGCAGCCACACCAGUCUACAUUCAGUUCAGAAGCUUGUUUUAAAGAUCCAUCAUUCCUACAACUUCUUGCUACUGAAAAUCACUCAUCAGCAUUUUUGCCAAGUUCAUUUCCCCGAUCUGGUGUGAGUAGCUUUAAUGCCAGCGUUGGUGGAGAAGGCAGUGAGAUCAUUAAGCAGGCUCUAGAGACGGCUGGCAUUCCCAGUACAUUGGACAGUGCGGAAGUGCUUCCUCAGGUUGUCCCAGCAGGUUGUGUCUCGGAUGCCGAACAAGUAAACUCAACGGUGAUGCCAAGUCCAACUGUGACACCCUUGCUACAGACUAUUUGUCACCCAAAUACCUUGCUGACCAGCCAGGAUAGAACCCCCAACUCCAAAUCCUCUGCCAUGGAGGAAUGUAGCAGUGUGCCUGUUUUCCCAGCAAGUGACUUACUACUGAAGACGGUUGAAAAUGGCUUGUGCUCGAAUUCUCUCACGAGCCCCACUGGACCAUCACAGGAUUUCACUAGUAAUAGCUUACGUGCUUCCGUUAUAAGUGCUCCUCAAAGCACAAGACCCAGUCAUGUAAAUAAAAAGGGAAAUAGUGCAUCUAAAAGAAGAAAGAAAGUUGCUCCUCUAUUACUUACACCGAAUGCUUCCCAAAACUUGGUACCAAGUGACUUAACAGCAAUGGGACUUACAGCAAAGAAUAUUGAGGUCUCUUCUAAUAACCUUCAUUCAAACAUCAUUCCAAACUGUGAACCUCAGGGCUCGGUGGGAAAUCUAACACAAAAAUUAAAUAAUAUUGACAAUCAGUUGUUUAUGACUGAUGUAAAAGAGAACUUUCAAACCAGUCUUGAAUCUCAUACAUUAGCCCCUUUAACACUGAAAACUGAAAAUGGUGCUUCGCAGGUGGCGGCCCUGAACUCAUGUGGGUCUGUGAGUUCUGAUCUGCAGAUUUCUGAAGACAGUGUUAUGCAGAACUUUGAAAAGACCCUUGAAAUUAUUAAAAGUGCUAUGAAUUCUCAAAUGCUUCAAGUAAAAAGUGAAUCUCAGGGUGCUGGUGAAACGCCACAGCAUGCUCAGAUUGAUUACAGCAUGCAGCUUCCUUCAGUAAACCCUGUACCAAAUCACAAACUACCUGAUUCUUCUAAGGUUUCCUCUUUAGUAUAUAUGCCAUCAAAAAGUAACAUUACUCAGGCUGAAAUAUUACCCAAGGAGGAUCAAAUACAGGAAAUAUUAGAAGGUUUGCAAAAAUUAAAAUUAGAAAGCGACCUAUCUACUCCAGCUUCCCAGUGCAUGCUAAUAAACACAGCAGCAUCACUGACACCACCACCUCCUCCUCCUCCUCCUGCUAAAUCAGUCCCAAGUAUAAAAGUUGUACAGCCAGUUUCUGAGAUAGCAAAUGUUCAGCUUAGCGAGAGAGUUAGUAAACCUUUCGUGUGUCAGAACCAAGGCUGCAACUACAGUGCCAUGACAAAGGAUGCCCUCUUUAAGCACUAUGGUAAAAUCCAUCAGUACAGCCCAGAGAUGAUUCUUGAAAUUAAGAAGAAUCAGUUAAAAUUUGCUCCAUUUAAAUGUGUAGUACCUACAUGUACAAAAACAUUUACAAGAAACUCUAAUCUCCGGGCACAUUGUCAGUUGGUACAUCAUUUUACAACAGAAGAAAUGGUAAAGUUAAAAAUAAAAAGGCCAUAUGGAAGAAAGUCUCAGAAUGAAAACUUGUCAGCCCCACGAAUUACUCAGGUGAAGAAAGAGCCUUCUACGACAGAGGAAGAUAAAGCUGAAUUCCAGCCUGUGUCAGAAUUACAAACAGUGACAGAAAAUGCUCUCAGUAAUGUAGCAGUGAUUCCAGAUAAACAUCUUCCAGAAAAAAAAAGUCCUGAGAAAUCAGAGAGUUCUUCACAACCAGUUACAGUCACUUCUGAACAACACAUCACAAAUUCUCCCACAAAUACACAAACCAAAGGACGAAAAAGUAGGAGGCAUAGGAAAGAAAAGGAGGAAAAAGGACGGAAGAAACCAGCUCCCCAGGCCUUUGAAUUUCCCACGAGGUACAGUCCCUACCGACCCUACCGCUGUGUCCACCAGGGAUGCUUCGCCGCCUUCACGAUACAGCAGAACCUGAUCCUUCAUUACCAGGCUGUUCACAAGUCAGGCCUGCCCGCACUUCCUGCAGAAGUUGAAGAGGAAGGGGAAGCUGCCAAAGAAAGUGAGGAGGCUGAAAGUGAGCACGCCCUGAAGGAGUUUAGGUGCCAGGUGAGUGACUGCUCUCGCAUUUUCCAAGCAAUCACUGGCUUAAUACAGCACUACAUGAAACUUCACGAAAUGACUCCUGAGGAAAUUGAAAGUAUGACUGCUGCUGUGGACGUGGGCAAGUUUCCUUGCGACCAGCUGGAAUGCAAGUCUUCAUUUACAACCUAUCUCAACUAUGUGAUUCAUCUUGAGGCAGACCAUGGGAUUGGAGCCAGGACAGGUAGGACAGAUGAAGAUGGUAUAUACAAGUGUGAUUGUGAGGGUUGUGACCGGAUAUAUGCCACUCGGUCUAAUCUCCUCCGGCACAUUUUUAAUAAGCAUAAUGACAAGCAUAAAGCUCAUCUGAUUCGGCCAAGAAAGUUAACAGGCCAGGAAAAUAUGUCAAGUAAGGCAAACCAAGAAAAGUCGAAAUCCAAACAUCGUACAGCAAAACAUAGCCGUCCAGGGAAGGAAGGAGUAAAAGUGCCUAAGACCAAGCGAAAGAAGAAAAGUGAUUUAGAAAACAAGAAUGCAAAAAUUGUACAGAUUGAAGAAAAUAAACCCUAUUCUCUGAAACGUGGAAAGCAUGUAUAUUCUAUAAAGGCUAGAAAUGAUGCCUUGUCAGAGUGUACAAGCAAAUUUGUAACCCAGUACCCGUGUAUGAUAAAAGGAUGUACUUCAGUUGUUACAAGUGAAAGCAACAUAAUUAGACAUUAUAAAUGCCACAAAUUAUCUAAGGCAUUCACAUCACAACACCGGAAUCUCCUUAUUGUCUUCAAACGGUGUGGUGAUUCACAAGCAAAGGAAACUUGUGAGCAAGGUGAUCAGAAUGCUAUAAAAGAGUCUGACACACUCGUGUUUGAGAAAAGUGAUGACUCAAGAACAACUGUUCCAGGGAAGGAAGUUGGAAAAAAUGAAAAAGAUGAGAUGGAUGAGCUAACAGAAUUAUUUAUUACAAAAUUAAUAAAUGAAGAUAGCACAAGUAUGGUGACCCAAGCUAAUACCACUUCUAACGUAAACAAUGAAUUUCAGGAAAAAAACCCCUGCCAGUCUGAAAGACAAAAAGCAGAUAAUUCAAAGAGAGUUAAUAAAGAAAAACAUGUCCUGCAAAAUAAAAAAAGGAAAGUUGAAAAGGCUGGUGCAGAAUUAGCAGUAGAGGUGAAUAACAUUCAUAAGGAGGAGGAGACUGCUGUGGCUAUCCAGACCUCUGAGGAGCACCCUGCGUCCUUUGACUGGAGCUCCUUUAAACCAAUGGGAUUUGAAGUGUCAUUCCUGAAGUUUCUUGAGGAGUCUGCUGUAAAGCAGAAGAAAAAUAGUGACAAAGACCAUCCAAACAGUGGGACUAAAAGAUCCCAUUCCAACUCCCGAAGACACACAGAUAAGAGUGCCGUGCCGAGUGGGAACCCUGUGUGCUUCUGUAGAGAAAGUGAAAUCUUUGUCGAGUUUGCCAAUCCCUCACAGCUUCUGUGCAGUGAUAAUGUAAAAAUUGUUUUAGACAAGACUCUCAAAGACUGCACAGAACUUGUCCUGAAGCAGCUUCAGGAAAUGAAACCUACCGUCAGUCUGAAAAAACUUGAAGUAUGUUCAAAUGAUCCAGACAGGUCUGUUUUGAAAGAGGUCAGUGCAGGUAAAGCCACAGGCAGGGGGCAGUACUGAUGAUUUGUGAGCUGUAGUUAGGAAGCCAUCAAGCAUGCUGUGAUUGUGAAGCUGUUUUAAUUUUUUUGUUGUUGUUGACAUGAAUUAACAUAGCCCCAAAAGGAAAAAGGAAAAAAAAAAAUAACCAUGACAUUGUCAUGUAGAACUUUAUUUAUCCCUAUGACAUUGUCAUGUAGAACUUUAUUCAUCCCUAUGGGACUUCAGUUGUGUAAAUAAUUGAGUUAUAAGCCAAGUUUCUAUCAGUCACCCAGCUGUCCUUUUCAUGAACUGGACUGCAUUAUCUGUGUGAUGGGUAUGUUUCACCAGGUCACUGCUCAUAUGUCACAGUAUUCUUCAUUUGUAGAUAGAGUUUUGUAUAUAUUUAUUAUUGUAAAUCAUUUGCUGUUUGCUGCCACCAGCAAUCUGUAAGUCUAAAAUAUUAAAUGAUACAUUUAUACUGGGAAUUUUAAUUUUAACUAAAUGAUCAAGUUUUUAAAACUUCUUUUAUUGUUUUAAAUUAAGAUUUUUUUUAACUAAAACUAGGCACUGCCGUAGCUAAUUGAUUUUUACCUGGAACAUGAAUUAUGAGAUGACUUUGAGGUUGUUUGACAUAGUAGACCCAUUAUGUCAACAUUCUGCUUUGUACAUUUGCCAUCCUGUAUUAUCAGGUGGAAAUCACAUGAAAUUAGAUGAUUUAGUAGUUUCCUAAGCUACAGAUUUUCUUUUUUCCAUUCCUUCUAAUUGAAGUAGUUACUAUGAGUCCAUGAAAUAUAAUGGAAAUGUGAAUAAAGACUUUAUUACAUGGAAGAUUUUAAACCUUGGUAUUUAAAAGAAAAAUCCUUUGUCAAUGUGAUAGAAACUAGUGGUGUGGAGCAGUGUAAAUAUCUGAGGUGGUGAUUUGUGAAGUAGCCCAGUGUUGCCUUAAAUAAAAUCACAUUUCAUUUCUUGUUUUAUACAUGUGAUCUUAUACAGGCUUUUUUUUCUCCCCCCAUUUUCUGAGAUUUAUAGAUGGUGGAUAGCUUUAAACUGUACAAACUUUUGUGGAAAGAGUUUUUUAAACAUUUUUAUAAAUUUUAAAAUUGGUAUCAUCAAAGUGAGCCCAUCUUGUGUUUAUAAAAUGCAAGAACCCUUAACAUUUAUAGUUACAUAGGUGAGACACUUUCUGUAAGGAAGUUGGUUGUUUGGAUUUUACUGUUUAUAGACGUUAGAUUGUACAGAUUUGUCUGUAUUUUCUUGCCGUAUCUAAUGAUAAAUCUUUCAUUAGAUUAGUCUUCAGGAUCAGUAUUAGUUUUUAACUGGUUAUUUGAUCAUUCACCACAUUUACACUGUGCAUUGAUGGCCAGAGGUAGAGGCUAUCUCUGGACAGCUGACAGCGCGCUCAUUUCAAUUCCAGCUAAAAUUGGUCCUGGAAACAAAGGAGGUAUCCUUGGAACAUUUACAUUCGUUUUGUUUGCUGGAAAUAUAUGGAAUUUUUUUUACAUUGUGUUAUAAGGCAUUUACAGUCACAAUAUUAGCCUGAGAUGAUACGAUAUUGCGAUCAUAUGAAAAUGUGUAUAUUCCCUGUACAGCUUCAGAUUUGCAGGAAAGAUUGAAGCACUUAACUGAAAUUGCUGGUACUCUGAAUAAAUGAGCAUGGUCAAGGAGUGAAUAUUUCUUUUGGAAAAUUUUGUUUAAUUUUUAUUAAAGUAUUAACAGUUUUAUUUUAGGGACAUAGUGGGUUGUUGAGUAGUUGGUUUCACCUUAAGAUUUAUUUUCAAUAUGCAUAAAACCUGCCUCAUUAAAUACUUAACCCCUUGGUAA
This is a messenger RNA of Jaculus jaculus (lesser Egyptian jerboa), 9903 nucleotides long. It is a transcript of the gene Znf292, whose product is annotated as zinc finger protein 292. The record is from RefSeq and is a predicted model, not a curated record. The coding region runs from base 1 to 8124 and encodes 2707 amino acids. Gene Ontology annotation, molecular function: DNA-binding transcription factor activity, RNA polymerase II-specific; DNA binding. Lineage: Eukaryota; Metazoa; Chordata; Mammalia; Rodentia; Dipodidae. The transcript has 8 exons. Gene Ontology annotation, cellular component: nucleus. Gene Ontology annotation, biological process: regulation of transcription by RNA polymerase II.